AUGGGUCGGGGCGUUCUUCUCACCUCAAAUCUUCCUCAGCUUCAAAAUUUAAUCAAAAGAGACCCUAUCUCCUACAAGGAAGAGUUCCUUCAGCAAUGGAAUCAUUACGAUAGCAUCCGCCAGAUAUUCAAAAUUAAUCCCGAUGAGCAGGCACAACAUUUCAAAGAACUCGUCGCUUUUAUCUCCCAGGUUGCGGCAUGUUAUCCGAAAGAAACAGCAGAUUUUCCCUCACACAUCUCUAUUCUGCUGUUGGAAAACUACGGCGUCCUCUCCUCUGAUACUCGUAAGGCUCUUGUCCAAAACCUGGUCAUGCUUCGAAAUAAAGAUGUAAUCACCUCAAUUGAGCUCUUGAAAACUUUGUUUCCUCUUCUCCCACAAACCACCUCCUCAACAUUACGAUCCUUCAUACGCAAAACUAUCCUCUCAGAUAUAAGGGUAGCAAAUAUUCGCUCCCGAAACCAUAAUUUGAAUCGGGCCGUACAGGCCAUGUUAUUUAGCAUGGUCGAGCGAGGUAUGGGAGGGGAGCUCCGUGUUUCCAAUGAACCCACUUCCGACCGGGGCGCACAUAACGGAGAGGAGGCAAUGUGGGCCGUAAUCCUCACGAAAGAACUUUGGAAAAAAGAUGUAUGGAAAGAUGCCAAGUCAGUCUCGAUUAUUUCACAGGGAUGCUUUCAUCCCGUCAUCAAGGUGCAAAGUGCAUCUAUAUAUUUUUUUCUCGGGGAUGAUGAGGAGAGUGAAGAUUCUGAUCAAGAAGACGAUGUUGAUGUUCGCGCCAUGCACCAUCGUCGAGAAAUAAACAAAAAGACCAGGAGCGGCGAUAAGAAACUUCGAAAGCAGCUGAAAACUGCUAAAAAGAAAAAGUAUGAUAAACCUGCGAUGACAGCAAACUUUUCUGCCAUCCAACUGCUGCACGAUCCUCAAAGCUUUGCCGAGAAAUUAUACAACAUCCUCAAUAGAUUUGAUAAGCGAUUUUCACUGGAUCACAAAAUUCUUAUUAUGCAACUCCUUUCACGCGUUAUGGGAGCCCAUAAAUUGUGUGUUUUGGGCUUCUAUACUUACAUUGUCAAAUUCCUCGCACACAGGCAACUUCGGGUCCCUUCGAUACUUGUUGCCCUCGCCCAAUCAGUACAUGACCUAACCCCACCAGACGCUAUUACACCUAUUAUCCGUAAACUUGCUCAAGACUUUGUCCAUCCAGGUGUGGCGAACGGAGUAAUCACCGCUGGGCUUAAUGCAAUCCGAGAAGUUUGUCGAAGACAACCCUGGUCUAUGGAAGAGGACCUGUUAGGGGAUUUGAUCGAGUACAGAAAAAGCCGAGACAAAGCGGUAGUUGCUGGUGCACGAGGGUUGCUGAAACUAUACCGUGAAGUCAAUCCUAGCAUGUUGAAAAGGCGAGAGAGAGGCAAAGACGCCAGUAUGGGCUUGGCAUCCGGACACCAACCUCUGCCAUAUGGACACACGUCUGAAGCAGCGGUCGAUAUCGAGGGUCUCUCGCUCCUGGAGGAUCAUCUUAAGAAACUGCGAGAAGAGGAGGGCCUUACCACAGAAGACGAUCCUGCGGCUUGGCAGAAAUGGGAAAUCGAAUCGGACUCUUCGUCAGAUGACGCCUCGGACGGAUGGAUAAAUGUUGAUGAUGAUGAUGGCGAUGACAAUUUCGCCAUUAGUGACAGUGACGACGAACUCGAGAAGUCUGAUGAACCCCCACCUGCGGUUAUCCUAACUCCUGCAGACUUUGCCCUUCUCAACGACUUACGCAUACAAGCUGCGAAAACAGCAGUCGGGAGUGGGGGCGGAUCCCAAGCGAAACGCAAGCUUGCGGCUUUGGAAGCUGGGCACAGUAUUCUGCCCCCAGAUCGCCAACUCCAGGAUACGUUCGUUUCCGAAAACGAUAUCCUCGGUCCACGGAAAAAGGCCAAGGCCGAUUACGCAGAGAGGAUGGCAUCCAUACAAAAAGGACGGGAGGGACGAGAUAAAUUUGGAUCUCACAAAGGAAAACAAAACAAAUCCGUGCCUAGCAGCUCAACCAAUCGAGAAAAGGCGAGGAACAAGCCCAUUAUGAUGGUGUUGAGCAGUGGAUUCGUUCGUAGUAAGAAAAAGGCAUCUUUACGAGAAAAGCAACAGAAACUACGAGCCCAUAUUGAUCGGUCCAAAAAGUCGCGUCAUUGA
This is a messenger RNA of Laccaria bicolor S238N-H82, 2166 nucleotides long. RefSeq names its product protein required for actin cytoskeleton organization and cell cycle progression. The transcript is spliced from 10 exons. The coding region runs from base 1 to 2166 and encodes 721 amino acids. Gene Ontology annotation, biological process: ribosomal large subunit biogenesis; ribosomal large subunit export from nucleus. NCBI's taxonomy places the organism in Eukaryota, Fungi, Basidiomycota, Agaricomycetes, Agaricales, Hydnangiaceae. Gene Ontology annotation, cellular component: nucleolus. The record is from RefSeq and is a predicted model, not a curated record.